AUGGAGAAGCGGGGGGCCCUAGUCCGAUACGGCUGCCGUCCUCGUACAGAGGGGACCGUCACGCACACGGAGAGCACCCGCGAGGACGACGACGGCAGAGACCCACGAGGGUGGCCAGCAGACCAGCAGCACACGGCGCUGUCCUUCCUGCCCAAGAACCUGUUCGAGCAGUUCCACCGCCUGGCCAACGUGUACUUCGUGCUCAUCGCGCUGCUCAACUUCGCGCCCGCGGUGAACGCCUUCCAGCCCGGCCUGGCGCUGGCGCCGGUGCUCUUCAUCCUGGCGGUCACCGCCUUCAAGGACCUGUGGGAGGACUACAGCCGCCACCGCUCCGACCAUGAGAUCAACCACCUGGGCUGCCUGGUCUUCAGCAGGGAGGAGCGGCGGUACGUGAGCCGGUUCUGGAAGGAAAUCCGCGUGGGAGACUUCGUGCGUCUCCGCUGCAACGAGAUCGUCCCCGCUGACAUCCUGCUGCUCUCGUCCAGCGACCCCGACGGCCUCUGCCACAUCGAGACCGCCAACCUGGACGGGGAGACCAACCUGAAGCGCCGGCAGGUGGCCCGCGGCUUCUCGGAGCUCGUCUCCGAGUUCAACCCCUUGACGUUCACCAGCGUGAUCGAGUGCGAGAAGCCGAACAACGACCUGACUCGGUUCCGUGGCUGCAUGUACAAGCGCAGCCAGCUCGAGAGGCAGAUGAACUGCGACGUGCUCUGGUGCGUCCUGGUCCUCGUCUGCAUGUCUCUGCUCUCCGCGGUCGGGCACGGACUGUGGGUGCAGCGGUACCAGGAGAAGAAGGCGCUGUUCCACGUCCCCGAGCCCGACGGCAGCUCGCUGUCCCCAGUCACCGCGGCCGUGUACUUGUUCCUGACGAUGAUAAUAGUCCUGCAGGUUUUGAUCCCGAUCUCCCUGUACGUGUCCAUCGAGAUCGUCAAGGUGUGCCAGGUGUACCUCAUCCACCAGGACGUGGAGCUGCAUGACGCCGAGACGGGCUCCCAGCUGCAGUGCCGCGCGCUCAACAUCACCGAGGACUUGGGCCAGAUCCAGUACAUCUUCUCGGACAAGACCGGCACCCUCACCGAGAACAAGAUGGUCUUCCGGCGCUGCGUCGUGUCGGGCGUGGAGUAUUCUCACGACGCCAACGCACAGCGUCUGGCCCGGCACCAAGAGGCCGACUCGGAGGAGGAGGAGGCGGUGUCCAGGGGCGGCUCGCUGUCCCAGCGCGGCAGCCUGGGGAGCCACCAGAGCCACCAGAGCGUCCGCGUCACGCACCGCAGCCCCAGCGCGCGGUCGCACCGGCCCACGGGCAGCCGGGCCGAGGCCAGGUGGGCCAGCGUGCUGUCCAGGCGCACGGCCUUCAGCAGCCCCAUGGAGAAAGAUGUCACACCCGACCCAAAGCUGUUGGAGAAAGUGAGCGAGUGUGACCGGCGCCUGGCCAUCGCAAGGCACCAGGAGCGCCCGCUGGCCCACCUGUCACCUGAACUGUCUGACAUUUUCGACUUUUUCAUUGCGCUCACCAUCUGUAACACAGUGGUGGUCACGUCCCCCGAUCAGCCACGGCAAAAGGUGAGGGUGAGGUUCGAGCUGAAGUCCCCCGUGAAGACCAUAGAGGACUUCCUCCGCAAGUUCUCCCCCAGCCGCCUGACCUCGGGCUGCCCCAGCAUCUCGAACCUGGCCGCGGCCAAGGCCACGCACAGGUCAGGCUCCAGCUCCCUGUCCACCGACGGCACGCUGCUCAGGCUAGAGGACAGGCUGGGCCAGCCGGCCCCGGCCAUCGCCAGCAACGGCUACAGCGGCGGGCCAGGCGCAGGGCCGCGAGGUCCCGGUCUGGUCUCGGUCUGGUCCCGGUCCGGCCCGCGGCGCCCCGCUCGGGUCUCCCUCACCCUGUUCCCGCCCCGCUCCGCAGACGAUGCCAGAGGCCGGCACCAGCAGCACAUGCGCAGCAGGACGCAGCAGCACCUGAACCUGUACGCCGUGGAAGGCCUGCGCACGCUCUGCAUCGCCAAGAGGGUCCUGAGUCCCGAGGAGUACGCCUGCUGGCUGCAAAGCCACCUGGAGGCGGAGUCAGCCGUGGACAACCGCGAGGAGCUGCUCUUUGAGUCGGCCACCCGCCUGGAGACGAACCUGCAUCUGCUCGGUGCCACCGGGAUCGAAGACCGCUUGCAGGACGGGGUCCCCGAAACCAUCACCAAGCUGCGGCAGGCCGGCCUGCAGAUCUGGGUCCUCACCGGCGACAAGCAGGAAACGGCCGUGAACAUCGCGUACGCCUGCAAGCUGCUGGACCACGACGAGGACCUCAUCACCCUGAACGCCGAGUCGCAGGAGGCGUGCCUUGUGAUCGAUGGCAGAAGCCUGGCGUACGCCCUCGAGAAACACCUGGAGGACAAAUUUCUCUUCCUGGCCAAGCAGUGCCGGUCGGUCUUGUGCUGUCGCUCGACGCCCCUGCAGAAGAGCAUGGUGGUGAAGCUGGUCAGGAGCAAGCUCAAGGCCAUGACCCUGGCCAUAGGGGACGGAGCCAAUGACGUCAGCAUGAUCCAGGUGGCAGACGUGGGCGUGGGCAUCUCGGGCCAGGAGGGCAUGCAGGCGGUGAUGGCCAGCGACUUCGCGGUGCCCCGGUUCCGGUUUCUGCAGCGGCUGCUGGUCGUGCACGGCCACUGGUGCUACUCGCGGCUCGCCAACAUGGUGCUGUAUUUCUUCUACAAGAACACGAUGUUCGUGGGCCUCCUGUUCUGGUUCCAGUUCCACUGCGGCUUCUCCGCGUCCGCCAUGAUCGACCAGUGGUAUCUGAUCUUCUUUAACCUGCUCUUCUCGUCGCUUCCCCAGCUCGUGACUGGGGUGCUGGACCAGGACGUGCCGGCCGAUGUGCUGCUGACCGAGCCGCAGCUCUACAAGAGCGGUCAGAACAUGGAGGAGUAUCGGCCGCGGACCUUCUGGUUAAACAUGGCCGACGCCGCCUUCCAGAGCCUGGUCUGCUUCUUCAUCCCUUACCUGGCCUACUACGACUCGGACACGGAUGUGUUCACCUGGGGGACCCCCAUCACUGCCAUCGCGCUGCUCACCUUCCUGCUGCACCUGGGCAUCGAAACCAAGACCUGGACCUGGCUCAACUGGGUGGCCUGUGGCUUCAGCGUCCUUUUAUUCCUCGCUGUGGCGCUGGUUUACAAUGCGUCCUGCGCGACGUGCUACCCGCCGUCCAACCCCUACUGGACCAUGCACACGCUCCUGGGCGACCCCGUGUUCUACCUGACCUGCCUCCUGGCGCCCGUCGCCGCGCUGCUGCCCAGGCUGCUGUGCAAAGCUCUCCAGGGGACCCUUUCCCCCACCCCGCUUCAGCGGGGACGCCAGCUGGCCAAGAGGUCCCCCAGGAGACUCGGCACCCCCAGAGAGCCGCGGGGCCGCGCCCCGGUGGUGCAGAGCAUGGAGCCGCUGGAGCAGAGCAGCGCGGGGGCCUCUGGGCCCCUCUCCAGGGAGAGGAGGCAGCACCGUCUGGACGUGCCAGGGAAGCGAGGCCGCAGCGACGGCCGCUGGCCCCGCACGGCGCAGCCCAGUGCCUGGGGCUGCUUGGCCAGCCUGCGCCUAGAGGGGCAACAGCUCCCCAAGUGUCCCCAGGGCUCCCCACUCAUUUCCGACCUGAAGGGGACUUUGUGCAGCCCGUUGGCGGCCAAAGCAGCGGGGGCGGAGGCGAGGACAGGGCCCCAACCCCGACCCAGGGCCCCGUGCCAGGCACAAACGGCUCCCACGGAGCAGGGCCAGGCACGGGGGCCACCGGACGUCAAGGCCGACGGGGGGCGCUUCGGCUCUCGGCACUGUUUCGUCACGGAACCUCCAGUGUGUCCGCACCCGCCAGAACGCAAGCCGCAGACACGGCACGUGGACCCCGGCGACGGCCCAACGGCCACCCACCGAAGUCCUCGCAAACGGCGGCUGCAGCUGCCGUUGCUUCAGCCCAGCGGUCGGGCCAGCACCUCGGCCCGCAUGGCCUGCACUGGCUCUGACAACACGGACCGUGGUGCGUCUGACGCCUCCCCAGCCAAGCCAACCCUCGGCCCCGGCUGUCUGCCUGUCGGUGGCAACACCAUCAUGCACCAGCCGCCCGAGAUCACGGACUCGGGCCCCCUCCUCUCACAUGCCGGUUCGGGCUGUAUCUUCAAGGUGGUCCGGACGAGGGUACCCACGAAGGUGCUGGGAGCCGACCGCUCCCUGCGCAGAAACGCUCAGCAUCCCUCUCGGCCUGGACCCUGUCACCGUCCCUGCACCGGGACGUGGGCUGAUGGAACGGCCACCGCCUGGGACACCAGCGGCGACGGCGGGAAGAAUGCGAAGACUCCUGGCUCCCGAAGCUUCCGCCUGGAAGUGACGCUCAGCCUUCUGCUCGCGGUUCCCGAGCUAGGCACCAGAGAGCCCAACCUGGGGAACCUGCUCACGCCCGUGGGCAGCACCCAGAGGGAGCGGGAGCCCCAACACCGCAGACAAACCAAGGCUGGCACCCUGAAAUGUGACCGACCGGGCACCGCAGCCUGGAGGAGUAAGCCAGGGCCUGAGGACUAA
Molecule: messenger RNA, 4545 nt
Organism: Pteropus alecto (black flying fox)
Lineage: Eukaryota; Metazoa; Chordata; Mammalia; Chiroptera; Pteropodidae
Gene: ATP10A
Product: ATPase phospholipid transporting 10A (putative)
Exons: 28
Coding region: 1-4545 (1514 amino acids)
Biological process (GO): phospholipid translocation
Cellular component (GO): plasma membrane
Molecular function (GO): ATP hydrolysis activity; ATP binding; ATPase-coupled intramembrane lipid carrier activity
Source: RefSeq, a predicted model, not a curated record